Temnothorax curvispinosus is the source of this 1054-nucleotide messenger RNA. RefSeq lists its product as uncharacterized. The transcript has 2 exons. The record is from RefSeq and is a predicted model, not a curated record. The coding region runs from base 277 to 657 and encodes 126 amino acids. NCBI's taxonomy places the organism in Eukaryota, Metazoa, Arthropoda, Insecta, Hymenoptera, Formicidae.
UCGAUUUAGAAACGUGCUAUGCAAAGUACACAGUUGAAUUUAGAAAAGAUUUCGUCCACGUCAUUUGUUUCAUAACAUAAAUAAGUAAGCUCACCAUUGAUUGAUUAAAAAUAUCAUAAGUUUUAAUAGUAUAGAAGGCUCUCUCUAUAAGACAUCGUAGAGUGUUGAGGCCAUCUGUCAGGUCGUCCGUGCGGAAGUAUAUGACGAAAUAUCAACACUGACAAAUCUGCAUCGUCGUCAGACUGAUCCAGAAGACGCGACGAAGGACCGUGCAAGAUGAGUCUGGCCAAACGCCGAUCACCGAUCUCGAUCGAACUGCCAUCGAGGAUCAUCGAAUCGGUUUUCGGAUCCAUUUUCGGAGUUCUGACUUCGAAAGGUACUUCCGAUCGAGACGCCUCCUUACAUCGGUACCACCGUGAAACUUUGAUAUUUCGUCGAAAAUUCAACCGUGUACUUCAUAUAGCGAUGUUAAACACAUGGAUGAACGCGGAUGAACACGGAAGAGCUUUCCCACGAUAUCGAUGUGACCCAACAAAAAGUACCGACAUGGAAUUCUCAUCACGAUGGAAGAAUUGGAAACAAAUGCCGAUCAUGCAGGCGCAUGGUCCGCGAGACCCUCGGAAAAGUAAACCCUCGUGCGUAACAAUGGUCGGUUAGUUCAGAGCACUUUAAAAUGGUAUAACGUAGAGAAUGACAUGCGAACGAAACUUAAUAUAGCAAGGACAAUGAAAGUACGUUCGGAUCGGACGUCUAUAACGAGGGGAAAAUGAAUAAUUAUUUGCAGCAGAUAUACCCCUGUUAGUAAUCGAGUAAGUAAAUGAACGACAGUGAGUGAAUAGCAUGAAAAACAUGAAUCUGAAGUUUUUGCAAGCAAAGUAUGUUUUAUAGAAAUUUAGAAUAUUCAAGAUUUUUUGAAUUGGAAAAUAUAUGAACGUCUGAAAUUAUUUAACAAAUUUGGACUUUAAUGACAUCGUCGAUACGAAGUGAGAAUGUGCAUGAUCUAAAAGAGAAAAUAAAUAUUAUUCAAGAGGUAUUUUUUAUACAUUUUUAAAGA